GCAGGCGGUGUAGGCAGUAUGACGGGCCGGGAGGAGGGCGCGGAGGCGCGGGGCAGCAGGGGCGGCGAGAAGGCGGCGCGGCCGGGCUGUCCCGGGCUGCGCGCCAAGGGCUUCGCCAUCACGGACCUGCUGGGGCUGGAGGCCGAGCUGCAGCCGCCCCCUGCGGCGGGCGCCCCGGCGGGCGCGGGAGGGCGGGCGGCGCUGGGCGGCGGCGCCCUGCCGCUGGGGCUGGGCUUCCUGUGCGGCUUGGCGCAGCCGCCCGCCGGGGCGCCCUGCCUGCUGCCCGCCCGCCUGCCCCUGCUGCCCCGUGCCGAGCCGCCGCCGCCGCCAGGCCCCGCCGCCCGCCCGCCGGCCGCGCUCUCGGAUGAGGACAGUCUGUGCGGGGACAGGAGCGACCUGAAAGCCUCCGCGUCGCAGAUCAAGAGGAAGAAGCGGCGGCAUAGGACAGUGUUUACGGCUCACCAGCUGGAGGAAUUGGAGAAGGCUUUCAACGAAGCUCAUUACCCAGAUGUAUAUGCCCGGGAAAUGCUAGCAAUGAAAACUGAGCUCCCAGAGGACAGGAUACAGGAGGCUUCCAUUGAAAUCACUAGAAGUUUUGUGAAUGGAACACUGGCAGAACAACACAUGGUACCAGGAAUGGGGUGUGAAGAAAGACAGAAUAAAAGGAGCAUCUCAGAAUUCCAGAGGAGUUUAAUCUGUCCAGCAAUGCAGCAGAAAAAUGAAAGAAAUUUAAGUAGACCUUCACCAUAUACACAAUGGCCAGUGGAGCUACAGAGAAGGAAGAUCCACUCCAAGGUAUCUAUUAUUUUUAAAUAUAGCAGGCCCAGAAACUCUAUCUCUUUAUAGUAGCCUACAAUGGUAAAAAGCAGAACAGAAAAGCUAUGGCAUAGUAAUAAAUAAAUUAAAAAAAAAAAAGUUUCAGUAAUAUUAUACCCAAACAAAAUGAACCUUUGAACAAUAUAAUUUCCACAUGAGUCAGCAGAAAGAAUGUGACACAACAGAGGAGUUUGUUAAAGACCUCCAAAGCUGCAUAUCUGGUUCAGUACUCUGAGACCUAAAAGAUGCCAUGAUCAGAGGCCAAAUAGUAUUGGGUAUAAGAGAGAUGAGCCUCAGGAAAAGACUGCUAGAGGAUCUUGAGCUUAAUUUGGAAAAGGCAGUUAGAAUAUGCCAAGUGUCUGAGAUCACAAAUGCCAGGCGGCAGAAACUGGAGGAACCAUGCAAGAAACUCAUUCUUCUGAGGCUUGGACAAUCACCCUGGAUACCAAUGGACUAAUGGUAACUUUUUAAAUUAGAUGCAGUGUAAUUUCAGAAUACAUUAUUCAAAAAUGAAAACUAAACCUGUGUACUAUGAGAAUAAGAAACUAAGACUUAGAGCAUAUAAUGGGAAUAUGAUUACAACCGUGGGUGUUUGUGCAUUGCAUAAUAAUUACAAGGGUAAUAUAGUAAAAUUAAGUUUGUAACAGUCCUGGGAAAGCUGCUGUCAAUUAUUGGGUUGCGAAUGUGUAAAACUCUAGGUUUGAUUAAGGAAAUGCAUGCCAUUGAGGGACUAGAAAGCAAGAACAUGAAACGCAUCAUAAAACUCUUCUUCCAAGGCAUAGGGAAACUGUCAAAUGAGUACAAGAUAAAAUGAAAAGAACCUAAUACUCCCACCAUACAUGCUCCAAGAAGUGUUCCCCUUUUACCAAGGAAGAAACUGAAAAAGGAAUGAGAUUAAUUAACAUGGACAUAAUAAAAAAAAAAAGUAGAGCAACCAACUGCUUGGGUUCAUUCACUGGUCCUAAUAGGAAAAAAAGAUGGAUGCUUGAGAUUGGGUCUGGAUCCUAAGCAAAUUAAUAGGUACAUCAAAAGGGAGUAUUUUCCCCUUCCCACCAGGGAAAAUGUUUUUGGCAACAUGGCAGAAGCUAAAUAUUUAUCUGCUUUGGGUGCCUCUUCUGGGUUUUGGCUAGUGCCCUGUACCAGGGAACCCUAGCCCUGUCACCAGAAGACAGGGUGGCCCCUUUAAGACCCAGAUCUUCAAAGCACAGCCUACCAGCAGGGCAAGGGUUAAGGGCAAAGCCCUGUAGGCUGGUCAGCUGAAUAUGCUUAUUGUGCGACUUAAAGAGGGUCUAGGGCCAGAACUAUAUAAGCCCUGAUCUGAGCAAGCCUUGGGAGGAGAGACUGAGAUAGAUGGUGGACUCCAGCAAGUUUCAAGCAAAGCUGCAGCAGCUCAACAAGUGAGAGCAUCUGGCAGUGGAGACACUGAGACAGGAGCCCAUGAAAAGAAAGCAAUUAAGAAGGCUAACUGACACCAUUAAUAUGUUACGGGUGUUUUAUCUUAUUGUUUUAUAGCCCAGGGGCUUUAGUAUUUAUGUUUAUAGUUUAAGACUGGUGGUUUGUGGCUGAGGCUGUAGGGGAGGUAGAGGCCUCAUUAGUGUCCACAGGGUGCAGCUGCAGAGGGGCCAAAGAGCCCAGUGUCAGAGGGGCGCAAGCCAGAAGGGGCUGGAAAGCCCAGUGCCAGAGUUGUGCAGUAGACAAGGUUCAGGGGCCCAGUAAUAAGUAGUGUAUUAAAGAGCUAGAGUCUCAGAGUUGGACCCUACCUAGUGGGUCUAGGCUGGUGGACCUAGCUAAAGAGAAAGGGGUAGAAGCUGAGUAGGCUGAAGCCCCAACAGAGGCAUAUAGAUAACACCUGCAAGGCAUAGGGCACGUUAAGGGAAGGCUGGAGCAUGCAAUUAGCCCUUAAGGCAAGAGCUCCUCGCCUUUGUGAGUGCAAGUAUAGAUCAUACCUGGGAAGUCCUAGGGCAGCCUUCCCUUCACUCACCUGCCACGUCUUGAUGUUCUUUGGUUAUUGAAGGGGAGCUUGUUCCCAAAGAAAAGGUGGAAUAAGAGACUCAGGGGUGCCCUCGUGUUUAGCAAGUGCUGCUGAAGAUGGCACCCUGUUACAUGUGUCUAGAAAAGAGUGGCACUAGAUUAUGUACCUUCAAUACUCCCUUCAGAAGGUGUUACUUUCGUAGGCUUCCUUUUAAACUGUGUUCUGCAUCUGAAGUAUUUCACAGAAAGGUGCAACAAUUUUUUUUGAAGGUCUUGAUGGAACUAUGGUUUAUAUUGACAAUGUAUUCAUUUGGGGACCUACUAUGGAAGAACAUGACCUGAGGCCAAGAAAGGCACUAGAGAGAGCUCACAGAGCAGGUUUGAAACUGAACAAACUAAAAUGCAAAUGCAGGGUUGAAGAAAUAACUUAUAUGAGAGAGAAGCUCUCUGAGAAAAAGGUGCAAAUUGAUUCUGCAAGGGUUUAAAGCCAUUACUAACAUGCCAGUCCUUACAGAUAAGGAAGUAGUGCAAAGCAGGUGAAACAUUUUAGAUCACUCCUACAAAAGAAUGUUCAGUGGUUAGGGGAACAUGAGCAUGAAGCUGAAUUUAAAAACGUGAAGGAAAAAAUAAUGCAAGCUGUGGUACUAAAAUACUAUGACCUUAAAAGACCCAUUAAAUUAUCAACAGAUGCUUCUAAAGAAGGCAUUGAAGCAGCUUUGCUUCAGAAACAUGGGGAUAGCUGGAGAACAGUAGUAUAUGUAUCUAGGGCACUCUCGAAGUCACAGUGUCUAUAUGCACAAAUUGAGAGAGAGAGUUUAGCUCUGGUAUGGCUGUAAGAAAUUUUAUAUAUUCAUCUAUGGGAACUCUGUGAUGCUGAAACUGAUCAUAAACCUUUGGUAACUGUAGCAAAGAAAGGGUUAUCAGACAUGCCACCCAGAUUACAGAGACUUUUUUUUUUUUUCUUUCAUCUACAAAUGUAUGAUGUAGACAUACAGUAUAUACCAGGAAAACAUCUACCAUAUUUCACAGUGUAUAAGUCGAGGUUUAAAGCCAAAAUAUUUUCCUUUUUAAAUUUUCCACCUUGACUUAUACACCAUAUCAGUACUUUACCCCC
This is a messenger RNA of Alligator mississippiensis (American alligator), 3901 nucleotides long. It is a transcript of the gene VSX1, whose product is annotated as visual system homeobox 1. Gene Ontology annotation, molecular function: transcription cis-regulatory region binding; DNA-binding transcription factor activity, RNA polymerase II-specific. Gene Ontology annotation, cellular component: nucleus. The record is from RefSeq and is a predicted model, not a curated record. Gene Ontology annotation, biological process: regulation of DNA-templated transcription. Bases 19 to 846 code for a protein of 275 amino acids. NCBI's taxonomy places the organism in Eukaryota, Metazoa, Chordata, Crocodylia, Alligatoridae. The transcript has 5 exons.